UGAAAAGCUAAAUGAGAAACCGAAUAGAAGAAAAGUUCCUCGAGUUCUACGAGGGUUGGAUUUUUCAACUUGAGCAAUAUCUUCAUCAACUCAUAGUUGCUCAUAACAACUACACCAACAACACUAUGAGUGAGAUGGAGCUACGAGGUAUGAUCUCGAAGCUAACUACGCAUCACAAAGCUUACUACACAGCCAAAUGGGCAGCGAUAGGAGAAGACGUUCUGGCUUUCUUUGGACCGGUUUGGCUAAACCCGUUAGAGAGAUCUUGUUUUUGGUUAACCGGAUGGAAACCGUCGAUGGCGUUUCGCAUAGUAGAUAGGCUGAGGAAGUCGUGGAGGCCGACGGUGGUUCUUGAGGAGGCUCAGGUGAAGAAGUUGGAGGAGCUGAGAGUUAAGACGAGGUUCGAUGAAGAAAAAAUUGAGAGAGAGAUGGAGCGUUAUCAGGUGGCUAUGGCUGAUCGGAAGAUGGUGGAGCUGGCAAAGCUUGGAUGUCACAUCGGAGGAGAGUCUGCGGUGGUGGUGGAGGCGGCGGUGAAGGGGCUGGCGAUGGCGCUUGAGAAGAUGGUGAAGGUGGCUGAUUGUGCGCGGCUGAAAACGCUCAAGGGUAUUUUGGACAUUUUGUCUCCGCCGCAGUGCGUUGAGUUUUUAGCAGCGGCGGCUGCGUUUCAGGUUCAGUUACGCAGGUUGGGAAACGCAAGACAUCAUGUCACUCACUCCUAUGGUUCCUGACACACUCGAGUGUAGUUUUGCUUCUUCUCAUUUACUGUUUUUUUUUCUCUUAUAACUUCCAAUAACUGCCUCUUUUCUUCUGUGUUAAAAACUUUUUGUAAAAAUAUAUAAAUAUGAAUAAAAUCAACCGGAUGUUCAAAAAAAAAGAAAGAAUAAA
This is a messenger RNA of Eutrema salsugineum, 885 nucleotides long. Its product is annotated as protein DOG1-like 4. The transcript is spliced from 2 exons. Gene Ontology annotation, biological process: DNA-templated transcription. Gene Ontology annotation, molecular function: sequence-specific DNA binding. The record is from RefSeq and is a predicted model, not a curated record. NCBI's taxonomy places the organism in Eukaryota, Viridiplantae, Streptophyta, Magnoliopsida, Brassicales, Brassicaceae. The coding region runs from base 12 to 728 and encodes 238 amino acids.